AUGAACGCAGGAAAGAGAAAAUGGGAGGAGCUUAGAGAUGAGCUAGCCCUGACUACUGCUCUAGAGAACAAGACGACCCGUCCAGCCACAGGUCUCCUACUCUGCACCUCCACUUUCCAUCCCCGCUGCUUAGGCUCCAGACACCACGUAUCCCAGAACCUCCUGGGUACGAACACAGAGAGAACUCGACGCUGGAGCGAACGGCUGGGACUCGGGACCAGACCUCUUGGAUCCGGACGGACGCCCCGUCCGUGCAGCCGCAAAGCUUGCCUUACUUCAUUGCUGAACAAUGCAGAGGAGGCUUGGGGGACCGGACCUGACAGCACGGGGCGGGGCACCCACUUCGGACCCCAGCAUCCGCCAGCCAGUCUUCAAGCCCCACGCUCUCUGCAGCAAGUCUCGAGGGUGGGCUUCUUGCUUUCUACAGACCACACACAUCCUCCACCCCACCCCACCCCACCCCGCUACUUUGGUUCCUCAAGCCCUGCUCACCGUCCAAGCGGGCUGGAAGAGAGCGCACGCACGUCAGGGGCUGCAGAAGCAAGUGGAGCUCGAGACCCGGCCGGGCUUGGACUUUUCCGGAGGGUCCCGCCUCAGACGGGGCGGACCAGGGGCGGGGCAAGGGCCGAGAGGGUUUAA
This is a messenger RNA of Apodemus sylvaticus (European woodmouse), 639 nucleotides long. RefSeq lists its product as uncharacterized. The record is from RefSeq and is a predicted model, not a curated record. Bases 1 to 639 code for a protein of 212 amino acids. NCBI's taxonomy places the organism in Eukaryota, Metazoa, Chordata, Mammalia, Rodentia, Muridae. The transcript has 3 exons.